Molecule: messenger RNA, 1009 nt
Organism: Ricinus communis (castor bean)
Lineage: Eukaryota; Viridiplantae; Streptophyta; Magnoliopsida; Malpighiales; Euphorbiaceae
Product: dof zinc finger protein DOF1.5
Exons: 2
Coding region: 128-577 (149 amino acids)
Biological process (GO): regulation of DNA-templated transcription
Molecular function (GO): DNA binding; DNA-binding transcription factor activity
Source: RefSeq, a predicted model, not a curated record
AAUUCUUUAAUUCCUUUGCACUUUUUAGAGCUUGAUUGAUUGCAUAUGUAUGUAUAUAUAAGCACAUUCUCUUCCCUUCUCCUUUCUGCAGCCCUUUCCUUUUCUUUCAAGCUCUUCUCUUUCUUUAAUGGCUAAUAAUCAGGAAGAGGGUAUUAAGCUCUUUGGAACGACAAUUACGUUGCAUGGUAAGCAAGAAGUUAAAGAAGACCAAAACAAAGAAAAUUCAACGCCUGAAAAGAUUAUACCAUGCCCCAGAUGCAAGAGCAUGGAGACUAAAUUUUGUUACUUUAACAACUAUAAUGUUAAUCAGCCUAGACACUUCUGCAAGGGCUGCCAAAGAUACUGGACGGCAGGUGGGGCUCUUCGUAAUGUUCCUGUUGGUGCCGGUCGCCGUAAAACCAAGCUACCUGGACGCCCAGAUGGAUGCUUGUAUGAUGGCUCUAGUGGAGUGGAUCCAUUUGAGCUUGAUGGCAGGGUGAUCGUUGAGGAAUGGCAGGUUGCAUCCCAUGGUGGUUUCCGGCAUGUUUUCCCCGUGAAGCGGAGGCGGAGCAACACAGGUUGUGCAAUUUCAACAUGAAGCUCAGUGAUUACGAUCAUAUUUUGGUGUUGAGAGAUGUAUAUUUUAAUGGCUGACCAUAAAAUAUGAGUAGGUGAUCCAGAUCAAUCUCAUCAUCAUCGAGAGGCUAUGAUCCAAUUCAAUCAAAUUUGAUGCUUUGGAGAGUCACAAGAUCGAUCAGAUGCGGGCAUGCAGUUGAUCUUGAUCAGUGUCGAUCGAGCUGAUUGGUCAGAAUUUUACAUCUAUAAGACGGCCAUGAAACUUUCAUUGCAAGGGAUGAAAGAAGCAAAAGACCCAUAAUCAGAAGCUAUUGUUACUGUGCAUAUAUCAAUUAUAUGUCAAAAGCAAUAUGAUGUUCUUGGGCCAUGAUCAUGAUCUAAUUUAAAAAGGUCAAAAUUCAAUUAUGCACCAAAGGUUGAUUAUAUAUAAAAGAUAUCAUAUCCCUUUCACAAA